Messenger RNA from Saccharomyces mikatae IFO 1815, 3546 nucleotides. RefSeq names its product autophagy protein ATG11 (gene ATG11). Bases 1 to 3546 code for a protein of 1181 amino acids. Gene Ontology annotation, cellular component: Atg1/ULK1 kinase complex; extrinsic component of membrane; phagophore assembly site membrane. Gene Ontology annotation, molecular function: molecular adaptor activity; protein kinase binding. Lineage: Eukaryota; Fungi; Ascomycota; Saccharomycetes; Saccharomycetales; Saccharomycetaceae. The record is from RefSeq and is a predicted model, not a curated record. The transcript has a single exon. Gene Ontology annotation, biological process: autophagy of mitochondrion; autophagosome assembly; positive regulation of protein phosphorylation.
AUGGCACACUUAGAUGAAUAUAACAGUGCGUCUACACAGCAAGUGAUAACGCCGCUACAAACUACAGCCACUAUCACUAAUGCGAUUUCUGGAGAUUCAAUCACAACUAAUGUUAAUUUUUUUGUUUCCCUGGAAAAAUUUAAACUGUUCAUUUCCAGAAAAUGGAAAAUUCCUUCUGAUCAGUUACUGAUUCUAUUGCCCUACGGUAAUAAAUUGAAGCCGUCUAUGUUUAAAGAUCUGCUGAUUGGUAGGACCUUCGCCCCAAAUGAGUUUUAUGUUUACGAUAGAAGACUGUUCUCGCUUAUUUCUAAACCUGUACCAGCGAAUCUUAGAACUUCAAGAGACUUCAAUCUUGCAAACUCCCUUAAUUCCAAAGAUUUGACAGAGACUUUAGAGUAUUUAAUCAAGAACAGUCACAUAUCAUCGUACCAAGGUGGCGACACUAUCAUGAUCAAGCCCAUACCCUCACCUUUGGAAGAUGCAGAUGUGGCUCUCUCGCGUUUGAACUAUCAUACUGUAUCUAGUCUACUAACGACGAAUCUUGGUUGGUUAAGCGCUUUAGAAAUAGAUGUUCAUUAUUUCAAGAGUCUCAUACCAGAUAUCACAGCUCAGGUUAUACGUAUUUUUGAUAGUUUAACCGUUUGUUCGCAAUAUCUAAAAUUGUAUUGCUUUGAUGUUGAGAGUCUGUAUAAUUCAAAUGUUCAAUUUUUGAAUCAGUUAGUAGAUAAUGGCAUGACUUCAAAAUGGGAAAAGUGUUUUAAUGAAACUUUGAGUAAGUUGACUGGUUUAGAAGAUGAUUCUUUACAAAAGUUUAUAAAUAUUGAAUCUCUCCUGGAGAAUGAGAAGUCUGUAAAAAUUUUAAAUCACUCAAUCAACGGUAAACUGAAUAAAAUCAAGAGGGAAAUUGAUGAGAACUCAAACUUUAGAGAGACAAUAACCCUGAAUAUCAACAAAUUGCGAGAAAUAUUCACACCAGAUGAAUCUAAAUAUGAGCUUGAGAAUAAAAUGGCAGAGAGUUUUGAGGUACUGGUAUCAGAAAUGCGAUCAAGAAGUAGGAAUGUUCUCGCUAAGGAAGUAGAUGAAUUCAAGAGUAAAGAAUUUUUAGAAAGCAUGAAUGAGAUGUUGGAAAAAGAUAAAAAAAAUUCAGUAAAGUCGUUAUUCACUAUAUCACAAGCGUUGUAUUCACAAACAGAAGAACUAAUAGAAUUGAAAAAAAAUUUGCAAAAGCAUGCCAUUGUUACUUUGGGUCACAUAGCGUUCACGCAAAUGGAAAUCUUAGGUAUCAAGAGGUCGUUGUUAAAUGACUGUAAUAAGGAUUUAGAGUUAUACAAGAAAUAUGAAGUAGAAUUUGCACAAGUGGAAGAUCUACCCUUGAUAUAUGGGCUUUAUUUAAUGGAAAGAUAUCGUAGGUUAUCAUGGUUUCAACAAAUUUUGUCAUUUGUCGAAGAUUUUCAUCAAGACUUAAAGGUGUUUAAGCAAAAUGAACUGCGGACAAGAAAGAAAUGGAUUAAAAACUUCGGCUCUAUUGCAACUGUUUUCUGUGAAGAUUUGUUGUCCUUCUCUGAUUUUACACAUCUGAACAAAUAUUACUCUCUGUCUUGUCCAUCAAAUAAUAGCAACGAAUACCAAAAUGAGAACUCUACAACACAUUACCAUGAAGAUCUAAUAAAACUAUCUCAAGUCAUUGAAAAAUAUAUGGCACAGAUUAAAGAAACGAAUGUUUCAGCAGCAAUUGUUGAUUUACUUUCAAAAACACUUCUGGAAGCGAAAAGGUUCCAUGUAAUUUAUUCAAAUUUCAAAACAGAUAACAAUAAUGGCUCUAAUAGCAAUAUCGAUUCUCCCCAAGAAUCUGCCGUAUUGAAGAGUAAUGAUGUAGUCAAAGGUUAUAAAACAAGAAUAAAAAAACUGGAGUCUCUAUUACAUGAGUUCCAGUAUUCUGAUAUGGAUCAUUGGCCUCAAGGUAUUCUCAAUACCCAACUUAAGCCUCUUCGUAGCUCUAAUCCAACUAUAAACAAAAACAAAUUUUUAGGCGCAUCAGUUUUAUUGGAACCUUUCAACACUUCUGAGCUAAACAAUGGUGUUAAUCAUCAUGUCGAUAGUCUUCAAAUUCAAGAGUUGGAGAAUAAUGUAGAAGAUUUAAUGCAUCAAAUUCAGUUAUUGAAGGAAGAAAAUGGUCGAAAGACAAAGGAGACAUCAGAAAUGAGGAAGAAAAUAAGUGAUUUGGAGGUAGAGAAGACGGCCUACCGCGAAACAUUGACUAACUUGAAUCAGGAGUUGGCAAGAUUAACUAAUGAAGAAGAAUCACAUAGAACGGAAAUUUUCACACUUAAUGCAUCUUUUAAAAAGCAAUUGAAUGAUAUAAUUGUCCAAGACAAUGAGAAAUUAGUAAGGAUAGAAAAACUAAAAAGUGAUUAUGAUGAUAUUUAUAAUUCCAGAGAACGCUUGCAAGAAAAUCUAGAUGAUUCUAAUAAAAAGUGUGAAAAAGAGAUUGCUUUGUUGAAGGCUGAAAUUGAAAGGCUGAAUGAACAAGUUGCUACAUUAGGGAAAAAUGAAAAUGAGAUAAAAUCAAGUUCGAUGGAAAGAAUUGGAGAAUGUGAUACCACUCCUUUAGCUAAGGAUGCAGAUGAAAAAGAGCUGGUCUCCCCUUACGCACAAACUUUACAAGAUAGAGUAUUUGAUAUAAUAUCGACAAAUAUUUUUAUCUUAGAGAACAUUGGGUUGUUGUUGACCUUUGACAAUAACAACAACAUACAAAUUAGACGUGUCAAAGGGUUGAAGAAGGGAACCGCGCAAAGUAAUAUUCUGGAUGAAAGUACUCAAAUGCUGGACGUAUGUGAUAAUUCUAUGAUAAAAAGUCCGGUAUUCCAGAAAAUAAAAGAUAAAUAUGAUUCAAUAAAGUCGUCAGGCAAUGAAACAGAUAAGAACGCGCAGCAAAGUAUCUUCCUAGAAAAUAUCACCCAAUUUUAUGACAAUAAGCUUUAUGAAGUCGCAGUUAUCAGGAGAUUUAAGGAUAUUGAAACUCUGGCUAAAAAAUUAACUAAAGAAAAUAAAAUCAAGAGAAUGUUAUUAGAAAGAUUCCAAAGAGAGAAAGUUACUUUAAAAAACUUUCAAAUUGGUGAUUUAGCGUUAUUUUUACCAACCAGGGAGAACGUUAACUCAGUUGGAUCCAUGUCAUCAUCUACUUCAUCACUAAGUUCAUCAUUUUCAUCCGUUGAUUUAUCAACACCACCGCCUUUGGACACUAUGUCUAUACAAUCAUCUCCUUCCAUCAUACACAGCAAUGUAGUAAGUCAAGUCGGCGCUUCUGGUAAGGACAAGAAUAAAUCGAUGAAACCUUGGGCUGCAUUCACAGCCUUUGAGGAAAAUACGAGAUAUUUUUUGAAGGACGAAAAGGGAUUAACAAAAGGAAAAGAAUGGUUUGUAGGCCGAAUUAUCACUUUGGAACAUUUUGUGGCAGAUAAUCCCUCCAAUAAUCCAUUCCGCCUACCGAAGGGCUCAAUCUGGUUUCAAGUCACUGCUGUUGUAGUUUCAUUUCAGGGGAUUUGA